This is a messenger RNA of Ascoidea rubescens DSM 1968, 960 nucleotides long. It is a transcript of the gene RPA43, whose product is annotated as DNA-directed RNA polymerase I subunit RPA43. Gene Ontology annotation, cellular component: RNA polymerase I complex. The coding region runs from base 1 to 960 and encodes 319 amino acids. Gene Ontology annotation, biological process: DNA-templated transcription; DNA-templated transcription initiation. The transcript has 3 exons. The record is from RefSeq and is a predicted model, not a curated record. Lineage: Eukaryota; Fungi; Ascomycota; Saccharomycetes; Ascoideales; Ascoideaceae.
AUGAGUGUUGUUAAAACAGUUGAAAAGAGAGUAAUAGAUAAUGAAACAACUGGAAAGAGCGCAUUUUUUUUGAAAAAAAAAAAAGUUUGUUCUCCUUUAGUUCGUUCCAAAAAUAAAAUUGGUUCCAAUGGAUUAUCUCAAUGCUUUAAAAAUGUCACUACAAGAUUAUAUCUUUCAAUAGCUCCAUGUUAUGUCAAUGACCCAAUUAACGCAAUUAAGGUGCAGCAUUUAGAUCCUUUAAUAAUGACAUUCUAUAACCCUCUUGGUGGUGUGAUAUUGUCAUAUUCCAAUCUAAGAGUAUCAAAUUCAAUGUUUGACGAAUUUGCUAUUAUUACUAAAAUACCCAAAAAAAAAAUAUGUUUGGCCAAAAUCCAAUUCGAUACGCCUUUUGCAUUUUUAUGGGUUUCUGUUGAUUUCUUAAUUUGGAAACCAGAAAUCAAUGAUAAGAUUCAAGGAUGGUGUUAUAUGCAAACACCAUCUCAUAUUGGGUUAUUGAUCCAUGAUAUAUUUAAUGCAACAAUUAAAAGAAACUCUAUUCCUUCAAAUUGGCAAUUUAUUUCAAACCAGAUCGAUGAAAUUGAUCCAAAUGAUGAUUCAACUACACAUUCUUUGGGUCAUUGGCUAGAUUCUGAAGGAAAUAAAAUUGAUGCAAAAUUGGAUUUUUUUGUAAAAUCAAUUCACAGUGCAGGAAGAGCAAUUAGUAUUGAAGGGUUAUUAAUUGAUUCAAACAAUGAAAUAAACUUUUUUUCAAAUAACAGUAGUAAUAAUGCUUCUACUGUCACUAGUCAUCAGACUAAUAGUGAUAAUAAUAGUAUUAGUAAUAGUAAUACUAUUUUAGAAGCUAAUAAUGCUUCAAUUUUAUCCAAAUAUGAUAAUAAUAGUGAAAAUGAUGAAGAUGAUGAAGAUAACAAAAUAGUAAAUCAAUCAGACAACUCUGAUAUUGAUUCUGAUUCUGAUUAA